Molecule: messenger RNA, 1434 nt
Organism: Verticillium alfalfae VaMs.102
Lineage: Eukaryota; Fungi; Ascomycota; Sordariomycetes; Glomerellales; Plectosphaerellaceae
Exons: 3
Coding region: 1-1434 (477 amino acids)
Source: RefSeq, a predicted model, not a curated record
AUGGCGGGCAUGGACCUCAGUGCUUGUACGGAUCAGGCGAACAACGAUGUCAGGGAUGUAUCUUCCUCGACAUUGCCUGCACCCAUCUUCGUCCGAGGAGGCGGCGAGGCCCACAGAACAAAGCAUGAACCGCCUCAAGCUCUAGCUGGUAUUGUCGGCUCCGGCUCUGGCUCGGAGGCGGCAAGUUCGCCCCAAUUACUCCGGAUAGCAUCAGCUGUAUCCCCGAUGCCUCAGCAGAGCCACUGGCUUUCUCUCUUUGCCCCUGAACCCACGAUUCUUCGUAUACUCAACGACUGGUUCGAAAGGGUGCACGCUCUUGCCCCAGUUCUCGUUCGUCGGCGCUUCAUGCGGCGCUUCAGAAGCAGAGAAGCAGACCACAAUGCUACUUUCUGUGGCCUCGUCAUCAGUGUCUGCAUGGCAACCUGUGCUACAUUGCGGAGAGAAGACUAUGGCGAUGCGACGGCCGAAAAAGGGGCCACCUUCAUUCAGUACCAUCGGUUGCUUGAAGUUGACAGCAGCGGUCAAAACGCGUAUACUCUGGAUUGGUGCGUGGCCAUGUAUAAUCUCGGCAUGUCAGCAAGUUCUCUUGCAACGGGCGGGUUGAAGUCGACCAGCUCGUAUCAUGCCUUAUCCAUGGCCGCCAUUGGGGUUCGGUAUAUUGCAUAUUACUGUAUGAAGGAUCAUGACUUUGUCGAACAGCAACAGGCUAAGAGGCUUUUCAUGCUAAUCUUUGCUGGCUCCCAAAGCGGGGACGCAUUUGGCAUGUUGACGCCAAAUAUUGCAUCCUAUCAGGAUAAUUGGCCUCAGCUUCGCCCAUUGCCUCUCACAGACGACGAGCUGGAUCCCACCGGCAAGGACCUUGAUCCCCUGGCGGCGGAGGAUACCGCAUGGCACGGUAACAACACGAGCUACAUCCCCGGUCUGCUGCGUCUUAGCGACAUAUUCUGGGUCUGGCACGAGGCUCAAACCAUCCCGGCAGCCAUGCUUGGCGGGGUCGAGGCCGCUUUGGCGCGGUACUUGGCCCAAGUGCAGCAGGUGAUCGACUCCUUACCACCGGAGCUCCGAUGGCGCGGCGGGCUGUCAAGGCCGGCGCAUGUCACCGAGGGACACGAUGCUCAAGUAGUCAACAUCUUCAUCACGUCUUUGCAUAUAAGGUCCAACUUGCUGGAGAAAUUCGGAUCGACGUCCGGCAGUCACGAGGAGCAUCAAAGGAUCGUGGAUGAUCUGCUCGAGAUACUGUAUCAUCUUCCCCAGGCCGUGUUCGACGCCAACGGGAGUAGUUUGGUGCCCAAGAUUCGUGAUAUAGGGGCUUCGUACUUGGAGCAGGCUCAGAAGAUCCAGGGAAUGGGAGAUGAUGUCAAGGAGAAGAUGGAGCGUUUGUCACGUAGGCUGCACGAUCUUGAUUGCUGGCCAGGCCAUCCGACUGGGUAUUAG